Messenger RNA from Aspergillus pseudonomiae, 3328 nucleotides. RefSeq names its product Vps52-domain-containing protein. Lineage: Eukaryota; Fungi; Ascomycota; Eurotiomycetes; Eurotiales; Aspergillaceae. Gene Ontology annotation, cellular component: GARP complex. The transcript has 6 exons. Gene Ontology annotation, biological process: endocytic recycling; retrograde transport, endosome to Golgi; Golgi to vacuole transport. The record is from RefSeq and is a predicted model, not a curated record. Gene Ontology annotation, molecular function: syntaxin binding; oxidoreductase activity. The coding region runs from base 1 to 3222 and encodes 1073 amino acids.
AUGUGGCUUGACCGCAUGUCCGGUCAUUCGACCCCUCCAGGACCUCCGAUUGAUAGUCGCAGCAAUUCCCCCCUUCCUCGACGGCCAACUUCUCGUCUAUCCCCCUAUGCACAAAAUAGUCGCCCGCACCCGAGUCGACCUGGAUCGUCCUUGUCUAACUUACUCACUCCUAGCGACUCCACUACAUCUCUCUCCGCCACCCCACGUGGCGAUGACUCGGUCUUGAAACAAUCUCCUGCGAGGGCUCGCCCAUCUAACGUGGCGGAUCCACUUGAUGUACUAAAUGAUGUUAUUGGAAAACGAAAGGAAACGCUGGCGGAAACAGAAUCGCCUGUCUUAUCUUCUACACCUGAAGCAAAGCCGUCGCAGUUGGUGGCGGAGAUCGACUUUGGAGACCUCAGCCUCGAGGAGUUUGUCACGAAACCAGAUGAGCCGAGGAGGGUUUCAAAUAGCGACAUUGGAGCGCAAACAAUCCAACAAUUCGAGAAGGAAAGAGAUAAAUUUCAGGAUCUACAUUCGGCUAUCACAGGCUGUGACGAUGUUUCUAAAUCGGUAGAAAAGUACCUGAAUGACUUUCAGACUGAACUCGGUGCAGUUUCGGCGGAGAUAGAGACUCUCCAGACUCGAUCCAUACAGCUGAAUGCAAUGUUGGCGAAUCGACGCAAUGUAGAACAACUUCUAGGGCCCGCUGUGGAGGAAAUUUGCAUCGCUCCAAAAGCUGUUCGACUAAUUGUAGAGGGGCCGAUCGAUGAGAAUUGGGUCAAAGCGCUGAAUGAGAUCGAGAGCCGGGCAGCGACUAUCGAAGCCAAAGCUUCUAGCCCCAGUAGCACAAAGUCGGUCGAGGAUGUUCGUCCACUGCUGAGUGAUAUCAAGAAAAAAGCAGUUGAGAGGAUCCGGGACUAUCUGGUCUCACAGAUCAGAGCCCUGCGAUCCCCAAAUAUCAACGCCCAGAUUAUCCAACAGCAGCGCUUGGUGAAAUUCAAGGAUUUGUAUAGUUACCUGUUCAAAGCACAUCCCACCCUUGCGGGGGAGAUCGCGCAGGCUUACAUCAACACGAUGCGGUGGUAUUAUCUAUCUCAUUUUACUCGCUAUCUUCAAGCGCUUGAGAAGAUCAAGGUGUACCCUAGCGAUCGAAAUGAGGUUCUGGGGGGAGAUCCCUCGGCUCCAAAAUCAGGAAAUCUUGUCCCCGGUGGGCGGACUGGUCCCGCGGCUCAUGACCCAUUCUCGCUCGGCAGGAGAAUUGAAGUCUUGCGAACUAGUAAUCACAUGGCCAUAUCUUCAUAUGUGGCAGAGGAAGACACGUCUUUCCACGGAAUUGAGGUCCCUUUCAGGAACUUCAACCUGGCUUUGAUGGACAAUAUCUCUGCCGAAUACUCCUUUAUGACGGAGAUGUUCUCCACUUUGUCCUUCCAGCAGAUAUCCCGCAAAGCUACUGAAAUAUUCGACCCGGUCUUUGCUCUUGGGCAAGGACUGACCAAGCAGUUAGUCGAGCACACGACCGACUCUCUAGGCGUCCUAAUUUGCGUACGAUUGAAUCAGCAGGCCGCCUUUGAACUCCAACGUCGAAAAGUACCCGUUGCUGACGCGUACAUCAAUGGUAUAAACAUGCGGCUCUGGCCGAGGUUCCAAGUGAUCAUGGACCUUCACUGCGAGUCUUUAAAGCGGGUAGCUUCGCACACAGGCCGAAGUGCCGUAUCCGCCCUAUCUCUGACUGGCGGGGAUGACUUGAACCAAUCCUCAGCGCCCCACUUCCUGACGCAGAGGUUCGGUCAGUUGUUGCAUGGCAUCUUGGUGCUGAGUAGUGAAGCUGGAGACGACGAGCCGGUGUCUAAUAGUUUGUCGCGGUUAGCAGCCGAGUUCGAUAACCUUUUGGCGAAACUGAGCAGGAUCGGCGGCGAUGCGAAGAGACGGGAAAGAUUCCUAUUUAAUAAUUAUUCUUUGAUUUUGACUAUCAUCAGCGAUACCCAUGGCAAAUUAGCAACCGAACAGAAAGGGAGAAACAUGGCUACGCGUACAAGUUUCUCUCUUUCGAGGAAACUCCUCCACCCGCGGCGCAGCUUCUCCAGCACGCGAACAGCCAAUGCAGAUGUCACCCAUGCGGUCAUUGGUGCGGGGGUGGUCGGUCUGGCAGUGGCCCGGGAAUUGGCAUCGCGAGAGGGCACAUCAACCAUUCUUCUGGAGAGACAUGAUGCGCCAGGCACGGAGACCAGUAGUCGCAAUUCGGAGGUCAUCCAUGCCGGGUUAUACUACGGACCCGAUACCUUGAAGACCAAGCUCUGCAUCAAAGGAAAAGAGAUGAUGUACGAUCUAUGCGCGCGCAACGGACUCCCUCACCGCAACACGAAGAAAUGGAUCGUCGCGCAGACAGAAGAGCAAUGGGCCGCGGCGCUCAAGACCCACGAGCACGCACAGAACAUAGGCGUACCGACGCGACUCAUCGGUCGCGCAGAGGCUCAGGCUCUCGAACCGGAGGUGCAGGCUCUCGCGGGGAUUGUCGAGAGUCCGACUACGGGCAUCGUAGACAGCCACUCCCUGAUGACCUAUCUGCAGGGCGACUUCGAGGACCGUGGCGGCGACUGUGCGUUUCUGACGAACGUAACGGGAAUCGAGGCGCUGGAUGGAGGAAAGAACGGAUACCGGAUCACGGCGGUCACGAGCGACGGGACUGAGACGUCCAUUACAGCUGAGACGCUGAUCAACAGCGCCGGGAACUACGCGUGCUAUAUCAAUAACAUGAUCCUCCCGCCCGAGCGACACCGCACCCCGUACUACGCCAAGGGAACGUACUUCUCGUACGCGGCGUCGUUCCCGAAAACCUCCGUGCUGGUCUAUCCAGCCACACUGCCCGGCCACGGCGGCCUGGGCACCCAUCUGACUCUAGACCUCGGCGGCCGCAUACGAUUCGGCCCCGACGUGGAAUGGGUGGACGACCCGAACGACCUCGUGCCCAGUCCCGCCCGGCUGGCGCAGGCGCUCCCGGAGAUCAAGGCCUAUCUACCCAACGUGGACCCGGAGGCAAUCAGUCUAGACUACUGUGGGAUCCGGCCCAAGCUGGGGCGCGGUGGGGCCGUGAACACCGGCAAAGGGUUCCAGGAUUUCAUCAUCCAGGAAGAGGAAGGCUUCCCUGGGUUCAUUAACCUGCUAGGAAUCGAGAGUCCAGGGCUGACGAGUUCGUUGGCGAUCGGGGAAAUGGUGGAAGGCCUGCUGUAUGGGAGGAAAUGAUGAUCGUCCCACAUGCAUGGAAGGAUUCUUAAACAAUUUUCAUCGUGUAUAUACCCGCUGUACAUAAACAUCGCAUGCAUAUGCAUAUGCAAACCAUAGACGAGAA